Messenger RNA from Hyaloperonospora brassicae, 3540 nucleotides. NCBI's taxonomy places the organism in Eukaryota, Oomycota, Peronosporomycetes, Peronosporales, Peronosporaceae. The record is from the annotation of a GenBank genome assembly.
AUGAGGCCCUCGAGCUCGUCCCAUUCACCUCGAGCGAAUCUGCACAGACCGACUCUGCCCAAUCCAGAGUCGACCAUCUCGCCCCCAUCCUCGUUCCCAGCCGUCGUGCCUCCUUUGCCUUUGUCGAGCGUCUCUGCAUGGCCCGAGCCGACUCCGACGACAGCGUCCGCCACCCCCCCGACGACGGCCGACUUUGACCGACGCAGCCAUCACCCGCCGCCUUUCCCUGGCCACGGCGCUCCGCGCGGGUCCGACGACCCGUUCCCCGCGCGCCCGCUGCGCCAGUCGCUGCUCGUCGUCCAACCCAAUGCACGCGACGCGAGCGCCCGCGGCACGACCCACUCGUCGUGCGAAGGCGUCUUGCGGUCGGACCAGCCGCUCUGGAUCGAGAUGAAGCGCCGGCACUACGCGAGCAUCGAGAGCCUGCGCGGCACACUGCCGCGCUACUGGCACUGGAUCCAGGUCCUGGACAACUCGUUCUUCGCGCGGCAGCUGUUGCGCGCGGGGAUGGUCCUCUCGGCUGCGCUCAUCGCCGGCUGCCUCUUCUUCAGCGCGUUCGUCCAGCCCUGGCUCGACGACAACCGCGACGCCGACGACUUUGACGACUGCAACACCGUCGCCUCGUUCGCGUACCUCAUCUUCAAGACGCUGCCCGCGACCAUUGCACUGACGCUGCCGGGCUCUGGUUUGCGGCUCUUUAAGCCGUUCGAGCGCGAGGACGCCGAGCCCCACGGCCUCUCGACUGCCGCCAGUCAGUCAGAGAGCACGACCAGUACCCCACUCGAUCCCGACGACACGCGCGACACUAUGCGCGUGGCGACGAUCCGCCGCGGAGUCGUCUUCCAGCUCUGCGAAGUGCUGGCCGUGUUGCUCCUCUUUGGCCACGCGGCCCUCGGGCUCUACUUCCUCUACGUGCUCUCGAGCGGUGCGCUCGACUCGUGCUCGAGCGUCGCCACGCAGGCGUUCGCGCUCGGCGCGGCGGCCAGCGCCACCGGUCUCUUCACAGUGCUCGGCGCCUUUGCGCGCUACCGCGAGCACGUCAAGAUGCAGCUCGGGGCGUUCACCGAGAACGACCAGACGGGCGCGCGCCGCCGCGGCACCGACCGCCUGCAGCGGCCCGAGACGCUCGACACGGCCGCGAAGCGCAUUGCCGUCGUGCGCACGCGGCUGUACGAGGCCACGCGACGGGGCGACCUGCGCGAGAUGCGUGAGCUGCUCGCGCACGCAGCGGCCACCGGCCUCACGCACCGCGCGGUCGGCUUCCCGCAGCAGUGCUACGCGGCGCCGGCGCUCCGGUGGCAGUUCUUUGCGCGGUCGACGGCCAAUCCCGUGCACGUGGCCGCGAGUCUCGGGAACCUGCGGGCGCUCGAGCUCUUGGCCGCCUACGGCUUCGACCUCACGGCGCUGGACAAAGCGCAGCGCGUGGUGCUCUCGACCGGCGGUCUCUUUUGGCAGUUCCUGCGCGUGCUCGUGCAGCGGCCCGCCGGGAGCGACGCCGAGUCGGCCGAGUCCAUCUUCCACACGACCCUCGUGACGCCGCUGCACUGUGCCGUGGCCACGGGGCAACUGGCCACCGUGCGGUGGCUGCUCGAGCGCGGCGUGCCGCCCGGGACGCUCUCGCAGGCGUCGUUCCGGUCGAAGCGCAUUCCGCCGCUGUUUCUGGCCGAACACGCCGAGAUCGCGCGCGAGCUGCUGCUGCACGGGGCCGACCCGCUCGUGAUCCCCGACCCCGGCCACAUGAACACGAUCACACCCGUGCAACUCGCCUUUAUGCGCGGCAACUUUGCCGUCGCGCGGGAGCUCGAAGAGUGGGGCGGCGACGUCGCGCUCACGCCGUUCCACUUGGCGGCCGCGCGCAACGACGUGGCGGCCGUGCGGCGCUUUGUCGCGUGGAAGACGGACGUGAAUUGCCUGGGCGAGAUGGGGUACGUCGGACUCAAUCGGCGCACGCCGCUGCACUGGGCCGCGAUCAGUGGCGCCACGGGGGCCGUCGAGGCCCUGUUGGCAGGACGCGCCGACCCGAAUUUCCAGGACGUGCGCGGUCGCUCGCCACUGCACUGGGCAGCGCAGCUGAACAAGCUCGACGUGGUGCGGUCGCUGCUGCGUGCGAAGGCCGAUCCGAAUUUACUCGACGGGGACUUGAAGACACCGCUCAUGUGCGCCGCGUCGGCACGCAAUGUCUCGCGCGAACUCUUUCGGGAGCUAACAAGUGCAGGGGGCGACAUUGGCUACCAGCUGCCAACCACAGGGGAUACGGUGCUGCACGUUGCGGUUCGAGAGGAGAACGAGGCGUCGGCUCUAGCAGCGUUGGCCUGUGGAGCCGACCUGAUGCGCAUGAACAAGGAAGGCCUGCGCCCGCUCGAUUGCACGCUCUCCACGCGACUGCUCUUUGGGCUCAAGCGCGCUGCAGGUCAGCGGGACGUCAUGAUCAGCUACACGCACUCGCACCAAGAGUUUGCUCUGAAGCUGAGGCAGUCGCUGGAAGAAGCCAAUGUCACGACGUGGUUGGAUCUCAUGGACCCGAGUGGUAUUGGCGGCGGUGCGGUUUGGCGUGAGGAGAUAGCACGUGGCAUCACGAAUGCGUCAGUAGUGCUCUGUAUUCUCACGGAGGACUAUGCAGCAUCGGAAUGGUGUCUGAAGGAGCUAGCACUGGCCAAGCAAGUGGGCACGCCGAUUUUGGCCGUCUCGACCGAAGGGGCCAGCAUUGACGAGGAUUUGCAAGUGUAUCUGUACACGCGUCAGAUCGUCCCGUUCGAGCCUGCGAUCACUGGUGUCCGAUGCGAUGAAGGUCGAGUGGAGUACGAUUACGACGACAGUCGAUACCGAUUCCAGUUCCACCUGUUGCUGGAUGGUGUGCGGGACGAGGUGGAAAAGCAUCGCUACGUCACUCGACGGAAAAACGUGGCUAGUCGUCGCCGACCUGACCUUGGCAUGGAAUAUGAGAGUAGCAGCAAUCGAGGCACGAUGCUUCAGACAUUCAGUGCCACGCAACUAUCGCAAGGGACUGAUUCGUGCAGCCUUACGACGCCCUCCGUGUCGUAUGGACGGCGAUUUGUCUUUCUUUCCCACGGUGACAAACACGCGCCUUUCGUGCGUCAAUUGGCAUCACAGCUCACGGAUGGAGGCAUUGCGUGCUACAGUGACCAAAACCGCAGUGGACAGGACUUUAACACGAGGAUCCAGGGGGCCCAAGAGGCGAUCAUGCACUGUUCGUGCUUUAUCGUUCUAGUGUCGAGACAGACAAUCGGCAAUGAGCUCGUGCGCGAUCAACUAGCCUUUGCAGAAGACAAAGGAAGACCGAUCUUUCCAGUGGUCCUGAAUGACCUGGAGCCGGGCCUGGACAAGCUGUACACGCUCGUACGCAGUGAGCUUUUCCACUUUAUGGCGAAUGGAGCAGGGUUCAACGCUAGCUGUAGCAAGUUGAUGAGUGAUCUGCGUCAAUACUGCGACGUUGUUGAAGCCGUUGGAUCGUUUGGAGGCAGUGAAUCAGAAGAAGUUCGGAACUUGUGGACUCCGUUGAAGAGCUCUCGGAAGACCUAG